This is a messenger RNA of Venturia canescens, 7727 nucleotides long. Its product is annotated as myosin-11-like. The record is from RefSeq and is a predicted model, not a curated record. The transcript is spliced from 3 exons. The coding region runs from base 142 to 5793 and encodes 1883 amino acids. Lineage: Eukaryota; Metazoa; Arthropoda; Insecta; Hymenoptera; Ichneumonidae.
UCUAUAAAACAUCGACAGUUAACAGAGGUCUUCGGAAUCGGAACAGCGUCGGUGGAAAAUUUAGCUAGAUGCUUGAGUUAAAGGAUUCAUCGGUUUUUUAAAUUAAAUUGAUCUUUUUAUAGUCCACAUGGUUGCAGCGAAAUGGUGGCUGCCAAAUUUCUUUUAGUUGGUGCAGUUUUGGUCGCAAUCGUUGUUGCAAUUUCAGUGAUAUCUCUUGUUGCUGAGUUCGGAUACAAGGAUGAGCCUACUGCGACUGCUGGGGGCUCGAUUGAUGGAUCAGAAACGGACUCAUUUUUCGAAGUCAUUAAAAAAGUUUCUCGGAGAUCACUCAUGAAUAUAUGGUCAAAGCCGCCAGUGGAAAAAAAAAUGUGCGCGAGUCUUGUCAGAGAAAAAGAAGUCAGGAUGCUCAAAGACAAGGUUGCUCGCCAACAUCGGCUCAUCGAAAAUUUGACCACGGAGCGUCUGAAACUUCAAAAAUACAUCGAAGAUUGCGAUAUGAAAAAUAGUCAUAAACUCCAACGGUGUGAUGAGCUCGAAAAACUGAACGAAAAAAUCAAUCAAAGUUUGACUGAGUGCAUCGGUGAAACUAGAGCCCACAGAGAUUCAAUUCACAAUCAAACCCGGGAUUUUGGCAUUCUGAAUAAUACCUUAAAUGAACAAAAAAUUCAAUGCGAUAAAGACAAAAGAGAGCUUCAGGCAACCAUAAACGAUACCAAUGGGAAUCUUACAGAGUGCACCAGUCAAACUAACUCUCAGAAGGAUUCAAUUCGCAACCUUGAUAGAAAAAUUAAGAACCUCGAUAGGAAUCUUACGAAGUGCAUCGAUGAAACUAGAGCCAACGGAGAUUUAAUUCACAAUCAAACCCGGGAUUAUCGCAUUCUGAAUAAUAACUUAAUUCAAUGCGAUAAAGACAAAAGAGAGCUCCAGGCAACCAUAAACGAUACCCAUGGGAAUCUUACAGAGUGCACCAGUCAAACUAACUCUCAGAAGGAUUCAAUUCGCAACCUUGAUAGAAAAAUUAAGAACCUCGAUAGGAAUCUUACGAAGUGCAUCGAUGAAACUAGAGCCAACGGAGAUUUAAUUCACAAUCAAACCCGGGAUUAUCGCAUUCUGAAUAAUAACUUAAUUCAAUGCGAUAAAGACAAAAGAGAGCUCCAGGCAACCAUAAACGAUACCAAUGGGAAUCUUACAGAGUGCACCAGUCAAACUAACUCUCUGAAGGAUUCAAUUCGCAAUCAAACCCAGGAUUAUCGCAUUCUGAAUAUUACCUUAAUUCAAUGCGAUAAAGACAAAAGAGAGCUCCAGGCAACCAUAAACGAUACCAAUGGGAAUCUUACAGAGUGCACCAGUCAAACUAACUCUCUGAAGGAUUCAAUUCGCAAUCAAACCCAGGAUUAUCGCAUUCUGAAUAUUACCUUAAUUCAAUGCGAUAAAGACAAAAGAGAGCUCCAGGCAACCAUAAACGAUACCAAUGGGAAUCUUACAGAGUGCACCAGUCAAACUAACUCUCUGAAGGAUUCAAUUCACAAUCAAACCCGGGAUUAUCGCAUUCUGAAUAAUAACUUAAUUCAAUGCGAUAAAGACAAAAGAGAGCUCCAGGCAACCAUAAACGAUACCAAUGGGAAUCUUACAGAGUGCACCAGUCAAACUAACUCUUUGAAGGAUUCAAUUCGCAACCUUGAUAGAAAAAUUAAGAACCUCGAUAGGAAUCUUACGAAGUGCAUCGAUGAAACUAGAGCCAACGGAGAUUUAAUUCACAAUCAAACCCGGGAUUAUCGCAUUCUGUAUAAUAACUUAAUUCAAUGCGAUAAGGACAAAAGAGAGCUCCAGGCAACCAUAAACGAUACCAAUGGGAAUCUUACAGAGUGCACCAGUCAAACUAACUCUCUGAAGGAUUCAAUUCGCAAUCAAACCCGGGAUUAUCGCAUUCUGAAUAAUAACUUAAUUCAAUGCGAUAAAGACAAAAGAGAGCUCCAGGCAACCAUAAACGAUACCAAUGGGAAUCUUACAGAGUGCACCAGUCAAACUAACUCUCUGAAGGAUUCAAUUCGCAAUCAAACCCAGGAUUAUCGCAUUCUGAAUAUUACCUUAAUUCAAUGCGAUAAAGACAAAAGAGAGCUCCAGGCAACCAUAAACGAUACCAAUGGGAAUCUUACAGAGUGCACCAGUCAAACUAACUCUCUGAAGGAUUCAAUUCGCAAUCAAACCCAGGAUUAUCGCAUUCUGAAUAUUACCUUAAUUCAAUGCGAUAAAGACAAAAGAGAGCUCCAGGCAACCAUAAACGAUACCAAUGGGAAUCUUACAGAGUGCACCAGUCAAACUAACUCUCUGAAGGAUUCAAUUCACAAUCAAACCCGGGAUUAUCGCAUUCUGAAUAAUAACUUAAUUCAAUGCGAUAAAGACAAAAGAGAGCUCCAGGCAACCAUAAACGAUACCAAUGGGAAUCUUACAGAGUGCACCAGUCAAACUAACUCUUUGAAGGAUUCAAUUCGCAACCUUGAUAGAAAAAUUAAGAACCUCGAUAGGAAUCUUACGAAGUGCAUCGAUGAAACUAGAGCCAACGGAGAUUUAAUUCACAAUCAAACCCGGGAUUAUCGCAUUCUGUAUAAUAACUUAAUUCAAUGCGAUAAGGACAAAAGAGAGCUCCAGGCAACCAUAAACGAUACCAAUGGGAAUCUUACAGAGUGCACCAGUCAAACUAACUCUCUGAAGGAUUCAAUUCGCAAUCAAACCCGGGAUUAUCGCAUUCUGAAUAAUAACUUAAUUCAAUGCGAUAAUGACAAAAGAGAGCUCCAGGCAACCAUAAACGAUACCAAUGGGAAUCUUACAGAGUGCACCAGUCAAACUAACUCUCUGAAGGAUUCAAUUCGCAAUCAAACCCAGGAUUAUCGCAUUCUGAAUAUUACCUUAAUUCAAUGCGAUAAAGACAAAAGAGAGCUCCAGGCAACCAUAAACGAUACCAAUGGGAAUCUUACAGAGUGCACCAGUCAAACUAACUCUCUGAAGGAUUCAAUUCGCAAUCAAACCCAGGAUUAUCGCAUUCUGAAUAUUACCUUAAUUCAAUGCGAUAAAGACAAAAGAGAGCUCCAGGCAACCAUAAACGAUACCAAUGGGAAUCUUACAGAGUGCACCAGUCAAACUAACUCUCUGAAGGAUUCAAUUCACAAUCAAACCCGGGAUUAUCGCAUUCUGAAUAAUAACUUAAUUCAAUGCGAUAAAGACAAAAGAGAGCUCCAGGCAACCAUAAACGAUACCAAUGGGAAUCUUACAGAGUGCACCAGUCAAACUAACUCUUUGAAGGAUUCAAUUCGCAACCUUGAUAGAAAAAUUAAGAACCUCGAUAGGAAUCUUACGAAGUGCAUCGAUGAAACUAGAGCCAACGGAGAUUUAAUUCACAAUCAAACCCGGGAUUAUCGCAUUCUGUAUAAUAACUUAAUUCAAUGCGAUAAGGACAAAAGAGAGCUCCAGGCAACCAUAAACGAUACCAAUGGGAAUCUUACAGAGUGCACCAGUCAAACUAACUCUCUGAAGGAUUCAAUUCGCAAUCAAACCCGGGAUUAUCGCAUUCUGAAUAAUAACUUAAUUCAAUGCGAUAAAGACAAAAGAGAGCUCCAGGCAACCAUAAACGAUACCAAUGGGAAUCUUACAGAGUGCACCAGUCAAACUAACUCUCUGAAGGAUUCAAUUCGCAAUCAAACCCAGGAUUAUCGCAUUCUGAAUAUUACCUUAAUUCAAUGCGAUAAAGACAAAAGAGAGCUCCAGGCAACCAUAAACGAUACCAAUGGGAAUCUUACAGAGUGCACCAGUCAAACUAACUCUCUGAAGGAUUCAAUUCACAAUCAAACCCGGGAUUAUCGCAUUCUGAAUAAUAACUUAAUUCAAUGCGAUAAAGACAAAAGAGAGCUCCAGGCAACUAUAAACGAUACCAAUGGGAAUCUUACAGAGUGCACCAGUCAAACUAACUCUCAGAAGGAUUCAAUUCGCAACCUUGAUAGAAAAAUUAAGAACCUCGAUAGGAAUCUUACGAAGUGCAUCGAUGAAACUAGAGCCAACGGAGAUUUAAUUAACAAUCAAACACGGGAUUAUCGCAUUCUGAAUAAUAACUUAAUUCAAUGCGAUAAAGACAAAAGAGAGCUCCAGGCAACCAUAAACGAUACCAAUGGGAAUCUUACAGAGUGCACCAGUCAAACUAACUCUUUGAAGGAUUCAAGUCGCAACCUUGAUAGAAAAAUUAAGAACCUCGAUAGGAAUCUUACGAAGUGCAUCGAUGAAACUAGAGCCAACGGAGAUUUAAUUCACAAUCAAACCCGGGAUUAUCGCAUUCUGAAUAAUAACUUAAUUCAAUGCGAUAAAGACAAAAGAGAGCUCCAGGCAACCAUAAACGAUACCAAUGGGAAUCUUACAGAGUGCACCAGUCAAACUAACUCUCUGAAGGAUUCAAUUCGCAAUCAAACCCAGGAUUAUCGCAUUCUGAAUAUUACCUUAAUUCAAUGCGAUAAAGACAAAAGAGAGCUCCAGGCAACCAUAAACGAUACCAAUGGGAAUCUUACAGAGUGCACCAGUCAAACUAACUCUCUGAAGGAUUCAAUUCGCAAUCAAACCCAGGAUUAUCGCAUUCUGAAUAUUACCUUAAUUCAAUGCGAUAAAGACAAAAGAGAGCUCCAGGCAACCAUAAACGAUACCAAUGGGAAUCUUACAGAGUGCACCAGUCAAACUAACUCUCUGAAGGAUUCAAUUCACAAUCAAACCCGGGAUUAUCGCAUUCUGAAUAAUAACUUAAUUCAAUGCGAUAAAGACAAAAGAGAGCUCCAGGCAACCAUAAACGAUACCAAUGGGAAUCUUACAGAGUGCACCAGUCAAACUAACUCUUUGAAGGAUUCAAUUCGCAACCUUGAUAGAAAAAUUAAGAACCUCGAUAGGAAUCUUACGAAGUGCAUCGAUGAAACUAGAGCCAACGGAGAUUUAAUUCACAAUCAAACCCGGGAUUAUCGCAUUCUGUAUAAUAACUUAAUUCAAUGCGAUAAGGACAAAAGAGAGCUCCAGGCAACCAUAAACGAUACCAAUGGGAAUCUUACAGAGUGCACCAGUCAAACUAACUCUCUGAAGGAUUCAAUUCGCAAUCAAACCCGGGAUUAUCGCAUUCUGAAUAAUAACUUAAUUCAAUGCGAUAAAGACAAAAGAGAGCUCCAGGCAACCAUAAACGAUACCAAUGGGAAUCUUACAGAGUGCACCAGUCAAACUAACUCUCUGAAGGAUUCAAUUCGCAAUCAAACCCAGGAUUAUCGCAUUCUGAAUAUUACCUUAAUUCAAUGCGAUAAAGACAAAAGAGAGCUCCAGGCAACCAUAAACGAUACCAAUGGGAAUCUUACAGAGUGCACCAAUCAAACUAACUCUCAGAAGGAUUCAAUUCACAACCUCACUAGAACGAUUGCGGACAUGGAUAGUAAAAUUGAGUCUCUGAGGAAAUCAAUCGACACGUAUAUCACCGAGAAUAACAAAACGAGCGCGAACUUAGUUAAAUGCAAUGAUUCCAAAAUCAAAUGCAAACAUGCCGCAAAACAGCUCUCAGAAACAAUUAUUGAAUUUAAACGGAAUCAAACUGAGCGCGUAGUCGGUAAUGGCACUCUUACCCUGAAUUAUUGCAUCGAUAAGGUUCCUGAUCGGAGUGUAUUUCCCCACCUCACCAAAAAGAUUACCAACCUGAUCACAGAAGUUACAUACUGGAAGGAGCACAAGAACAGUUGUGACCAGAUAAUCGAAAAGUGUCAGAAUUUUACGAUAUCUAGUUGUUAGAUGGUUGAGUGGAAUAUGAACACGGAAAAUGUUUAUAAAAAUUCCAAAAGGGCUACCUCGCCGCUAGUAAUAUGUGUAGGAUAAAUGCCCGGAUUGAAUAGCCGACGCUCUGGCCACAACGAUGAAAACCUGCAUUGAUACCAAAAUUGAAAUCUCCAGACAAGCAUUACUCUUUUACGAGCAGUCACAUAACGAAGUUACAGCGAGGAAAUCCAAAACUCUAAACGGACCAUAUUAGAAGUGCAAGGAUCUCGCGGAUCUCCGGUUAAUACAGGCAAACCUACCAUUACAAGCAAUGAAGAUUUGCACUCUGAGAAAUACCUAUCGGAAACUCUAUAUGAAUCGCGCAGCGUAUCUGAGAGAACUCCAAAAUAAAUGUCAUUUUGCUCGAUAAAGUCUAACACCCGUGGUUCUCACAAGUGAAUUCGUAUAACUGAAUUUUAAUAAUCACAAUUAAUCACAAUUAAUUGGGUAGAUUCAGGUGAUAACUCGCUAAAUUCAAGUGUAAUCGUAAUUAGCUUUUAGAUAAUAAAAAUUCUCUAAUGACAUAACUAGCAGAAAUUGAUUAAGAUUUUAGAUUUUAACUAAUGCAAUCACUGAGGCAUAAUUCAGGCAAGAUUUAGUAUUUAUUGUGGUUUUGAUAAGGCGGUAAUUGUUUUUCGAUCGAGGAAAUGUCACAAGAUAUUCAGUGGGUAGGGUACCAUUUGCACUAAAAAUAAAAAAACGUUUCAAUGUCAUAAAUUGGCAAAUUCACGUAUACACGGCAGGUGCGUGCGACAGGGCUCACGUCUGUCUGCAUGCUUUUCUUUUGCAUUCUGGAUUUUCUUUUAAUACUUGGCGCCAAGCCGCUACUGCGUCUCCGACAUCUCCGCAGAUAGUCGGAAAAGGCACCAGCUAUGGCAGCUGUGUUUACAAAGAAUAAACGGUGAACACUGAUGCCACAGUAUUCGAGCUGCAAAAGGUUUAAUAAUUGAACACACUCACAAAUUUUAUGUUUACCCUAUUUAUUUUGACUAAUAAUAAUUUAAUAUUUCUUACAAAAGCGGAGAUACUUUAACUGAUAACUGUUUUUAACGACCUUUCAUGUUGUUGUAAUGAAAAAUAUUUAAUAUUCAUGACGAUUAUGGGCAUACGAGAAGAGAAGGCCCAAUAAAUUUGAAAAUAGGUUAAGGUAGAUCAUGCCCAUAGAAUCGUAUUUUAUGGGUGUCUAAAUUGGUUCGAUUUUUACUUUUUAAUUAAAAAUAUUAUCGUUCUAAACUAAUGUUAGAGUUAUUUCUUCAAAAUUUGAAAUACAUUUUUUCAUCUUACUUUUUAGCGAAUGGAAUUAUAAGCCAUUUAUUGAACCGGGAUCCAUCACUGAUUGAACCCAAAAUUUCAUUCGUCCCUGGCUAAAAUACUAUAGUUUUUUAUGUAAAAAACAUCUUCUAUCGAUAGAUGCAUAUUUCGGAAGAAACGUACUUUCGACCGGCUAUGAAGAAAGAAAAAUAGCAUACACCACACGGGCAGAAGUUUGAUAGCCCUGAACUGCGCGUCAAACUUUCUGAUACUAAUAUUGAUCAAUGCAAUAAUAUAGAAUGUUUCCAUCAAUUUUGUUUAAAAAAUGCAGUGUCUGCAUUAUUACAAACAAUUGGAAUUCAUCUGUUUGUCUCGUGGACAAUAGUUUCGUGUACAAAAAAAAUUCUGACACAUAACGCGACUUAUCGAGUGACUCAUGCGGCUCAAAAUAAAUUUUCGCUUGCUCGAUAAAUGUCGGAAUAACAACACCGUGGUGCUCGCACUCGAGUAUGGAGGAUGAAAAAUUUUAUUGACAUAAAGAUCAAAAAAUAAAAAUGUACACUAUUUGGGACGAAAACAUAUAUUGAAAUUUUGAAGUUAUUGUGGUUUCCACGUGUUUUUUUUUUUUUUUUUUUUUUUUUUAUUGUCAACGAUAUCUU